UCCAUCCAUCCAUCCACCCAUCCAUUUUCCAUCCAUCCAUCCAUCAUCCAUCCAUCCAUCCAUCCAUUAUCUCUGGUUCCGCUGCAUGUUUUAGAGUUUGUAAUGAACUAAAUCCUAGUUUUGACCCUUGACCCUUGGCUGUUGUCGGCUGUUCUGAUGCUGGAGACCUGCUGGUUCUCCUGGUUUCAUCAGAUGAAGUCUCCCUCCUCUUCCUCACCAACCGACAGACAUCUGUGGCCCAAUCAGGGACUCGCCAGCUGGGGUUCUCCUUCUCCAAUCAGGGUGGUUCCGCCAGCAGCCUGUUGCCACGGCAACCAUCUCUCAAGACGUUCUGUUUCUCGUUGCAGGUGGAAACUCGGGAAUGAUGAUGUUGUUGGCGCUGUGAACCGCGGAGGGAGCUGGUGGCAGGCGGCGGCAGAUGGAGAAUGGAGACCUGGGUCACAUGAUGGGGGAGCCAGUGAGUCUGAACGUGGGCGGCUGUGUUUACAGCACGUCACUGUCCCGCUGAGGCGCCAUGUUUAGAGGAGACCUGCCGACGGUCAAAGAUUCCCGCGGGACCUACUUCAUUCGUUGUUCCGGUGAUCUAACCGGGUCUGACCCGCUGUCUCGUUUCAGCUACAUCCUAAAUUUCUUGCGCUCAUCGGAGGUAACGCUGCCCUGCGGCUUCAAGGAGACGGCGCUGCUCCGUAAAGAGGCGCACUUCUACCAGAUUGAGCCCCUGAUCCAGUGCCUGGGAGACCCCAGGCCGUUGCUGCCAUACCCGACCAACACCUACGAGGAAGUGGCGGAGCUGUCCAGCACCAGGAAGCUGUCCAAGUACUCCAACCCGGUGGCAGUCAUCAUCACCCAGCUCACAUCCACUCUCAAGGUCCAGUCGGUGUUGGAGUCCGUCUCUAGCAGCUUCACCAACUGGGCCAAACACAUGAUGGACAGCAGAGACUUCCAGGUGUCCUUCAUGUUUGGACCGUGUGACUACCAGCAGGAGGUCAGCCUGCGGGUCAACCUGGAUCAGAAGCCGAGUCUCUCUGGUUCUGGACCAGGAACAUGGAGGACAUCUUUGUUUUUCAAAGCGGAGGCCGCUAGGUGGCGCUGUGGGGACCUUAGUAAGUUGGACGGGAAUAAAAAGUAAUCCCAUGAAUUUUU
This is a messenger RNA of Xiphophorus couchianus (Monterrey platyfish), 1143 nucleotides long. RefSeq names its product potassium channel tetramerization domain containing 6a (gene kctd6a). The record is from RefSeq and is a predicted model, not a curated record. Gene Ontology annotation, biological process: protein homooligomerization. The transcript is spliced from 4 exons. NCBI's taxonomy places the organism in Eukaryota, Metazoa, Chordata, Actinopteri, Cyprinodontiformes, Poeciliidae.